CUUUCGACUGCCCCGGAACCCACCGGAGCAGGCAGCUGGGGGUGGGGGGGCGGCCCUGGGAUAGGGGCUGUGGCAGUACGCGGGGACCCGGCUGCGGUGGCUGCGGGACUGACGAAGUCUCGCUCUGUGGCCCAGGCUGGAGUGCCCGGCUGGUCUCAAAUUCCUGACCUCAAGUGAUCUCCCUCCCAAAGUGUUGCGAUUGCAGGUGUGAGCCACUGCACCUGGCUGCUGAGAAAUCUUUGCCUACAGUGAGGGAAACUACUAAAGUUCCUGGGGAAGCAAAGUAGAAUUUCAUAAGAACAAAAUGGAUGGAGAGGAGAAAACCUAUGGUGGCUGUGAAGGCCCUGAUGCCAUGUAUGUCAAAUUGAUAUCAUCUGAUGGCCAUGAAUUUAUUGUAAAAAGAGAACAUGCAUUAACAUCAGGCACGAUAAAAGCCAUGUUGAGUGGCCCAGGUCAGUUUGCUGAGAACGAAACCAAUGAGGUCAAUUUUAGAGAGAUACCUUCACAUGUGCUAUCGAAAGUAUGCAUGUAUUUUACGUACAAGGUUCGCUACACUAACAGCUCCACCGAGAUUCCUGAAUUCCCAAUUGCACCUGAAAUUGCACUGGAACUGCUGAUGGCUGCGAACUUCCUAGAUUGUUAAAUAAAAUAAAUUAUAAUAAACUGUUAACUCUUUUCAGUAUUUAAUACCUGUAGUUCAGUUAGUAACUUUUUCAUAUAUAGCAUGUUGCCUGUAUGCAGUUGAACUAUAUAAAGUUCAUUGCAAAGCAGAUUAUCUUGUUUUUUUGCAUAGCAAUCAAAGUUGAAAUUUGUUUGCUACAUCAACAAAUUAAGGGCAUUUUCACAAACUGAGAAAUAAACAAAUAUGCCAAUU
This is a messenger RNA of Pan troglodytes (chimpanzee), 874 nucleotides long. It is a transcript of the gene ELOC, whose product is annotated as elongin C. The coding region runs from base 305 to 643 and encodes 112 amino acids. The record is from RefSeq and is a predicted model, not a curated record. NCBI's taxonomy places the organism in Eukaryota, Metazoa, Chordata, Mammalia, Primates, Hominidae. The transcript is spliced from 5 exons. Gene Ontology annotation, biological process: ubiquitin-dependent protein catabolic process.